AUGUACGCCGUUGCGCCCGCUAAGUCCACCGCCACCGCGGAAGAAGUCGGCUCCGCCGGUGCCGAGCUUGUCGCCGCGAGGGAGACGAGCGCCGUCGGCGACCGGCUCGCGGCCGUCUGCGACAUGAUCGAGGAGCUUCGCGACGCGGGGACACCCAUCAUCGCCAGGCGCGCUGCCGCCAUCUCCGCCAUGAUCGACGACGUCGCCGCGACGGCCGCCGAGGGGAGGCCGAGGACCGGUCGGCGGAAGCGGCUCAUGGGCAGCGCCUGCCGGUACGAGGAGGUCUGCCGGCUCGGCGAGGGCGGCUUCGGCGUCGUCGCAAAGGCGCGCCACCGCGCCACGGGCCAGGUCGUCGCCGUGAAGUCUCUAAUAAAGAGCAGCGACGACGACGACCAAGACGACGGCGUCUGCGACCUCCUGCGGGAGGCCUGCUUCAUGGCGGCCUGCCAGGGCGAGCCCUCGCACGUCGGCCUCCACGGCGUGGCGCGCGCGCCGGGCACGAGGGACUACUCCCUCGUCAUGGACUUCGUCGGGCCGACGACCCUCUGCGACGUCAUGGGGCGGGACGGGCCGUUCCCGGAGGCCAACGUGCGCCGCAUGAUGCGGCAGCUGCUCGCCGGCGCCGAAGCGAUGCACAGGCACGGGAUCGUGCACCGGGACAUCAAGCCCCUGAACAUCCUCGUCGGUGACGGCGGCGCCCUGAAGAUCUGCAAUUUCGGGGGAGCCAAGUACGUGGGCGAGCAGGACCCACCGUACCAGGUGAUCGGGACGAUAGCUUACAUGGCGCCGGAGGCGUUGCUGGAGAACCCGGACCACGACACGCUCGUGGACUCGUGGUCACUCGGCUGCGUCAUGGCGGACCUCAUCGCCGAUGACUUGCUGUUCCCAGGGGUAGAGGACGACGACAUGAAGGGCCAGCUCUGCCGGAUCUUCGAAGUGCUCGGCCUGCCGGGCAAGAGGGCGUGGCAGUCACUGAAGCCCAGCCCGGAGCUGGCCGACGAGGUGCAGCGGUGGAGGGCGCGGCAGCGACGGGUGGGGCACCGCAACAGGCUCCGCGGCCUGUUCCCGGAGGAGCUUCUUUCCAAGGGCGGAUUCGAGGUGCUCCAAGGGCUCCUGACCUGUGAUCCCAAGAAGCGACUGACUGCGGCGGCCGCACUCCGGUGCCGGUGGUUCACCGACAACGUUGACGAUGAUCCUGUCUUCAUCCCUGCUGCUGCUCCCGCUGUUUCGAAGGCCGGCGCUGCCAUGGCCACGACGGUGUGGUCGCAUGUCGUGGCAUGUGUCGGACGGGCGCUAGGAUUGCUUAGGCCGAAGGCUCUGUUGAACUUGAUCAUGUAA
Molecule: messenger RNA, 1338 nt
Organism: Panicum virgatum (switchgrass)
Lineage: Eukaryota; Viridiplantae; Streptophyta; Magnoliopsida; Poales; Poaceae
Product: putative cyclin-dependent kinase F-2
Exons: 1
Coding region: 1-1338 (445 amino acids)
Biological process (GO): regulation of mitotic cell cycle; protein phosphorylation
Cellular component (GO): nucleus
Molecular function (GO): cyclin-dependent protein serine/threonine kinase activity; ATP binding
Source: RefSeq, a predicted model, not a curated record